CCGCGUGCAGACGCAGGCUCUGAUGCAAGUUGCGAGCAAAUACCGGUGUAAACACAGAAAGUUGACGUAAUUUUAAAUAAAGAGUUGUUGGUGGAAAAAUUUUUAGAAUUAUAUUUAUUUUACAAAAUGGGUGUGGUCGUGUUGUAUCAGUAUCCCAUGACAGAAAAUAGAACAGGUCCUCAAACAAUUGAAUUUUUAACAAAAAGGAUUGUUGCAUUGGGUGCUGUACAAUCAGGGCAAUAUCUGGUUGACUGUGAUACUUGGUCAUCGAUACCACAACUCGCAGGACAUCCGCGCACGGUGCACAUCCUGCACAACUCGGAGCAGCCGGCCUCGGUGUUCGCGGUGCUGGAGUCCGGCAACAAGGUGGUGCCGCUGAUCGCCGAUGGCCUGUUCGACCUGCUGAUGAUCAAGCUCAACACCAUCUACCAGAACAGGAAGCAGAAGAUGGAGUGCAAGGGUCCGCGCUUCGAGCUCGGCGACUUCCUCGUCAAGCUCGGCAGUGUCACCAUGACGCAGAACUUCAAGGGUGUCCUGGUCGAGGUGGAGUACAGGCCGUGCGUGGUGGCGUCCGGCUGCCUGGAGCUCAUCCGAGAGUUCGUGCACGGCUUCCUCGGCAACGUGGCCUCCAACCAGGUUCCCCAAUAUCUGCAGAACCGGGUGAACGAUAUUUAUCAACCGAUGGACACGAUUCACCAAUAUUUGGAUCACUUCGGCCAGUACAGGAAGGCCACCACGGUCAUCUGAACCACCAGCAUGGACUUCGUCGAUGAACGCACGUGCUUCUGUAUUCGAUCAAGUUUUUUCGUUUUUGUACAUAUGAACAAUUGUGAUGUGCGAGAUAUCCAGGGACACUAGAAAAAACGCUAUUUCUUUUCAUAGUCACGCGUAAUCGAUCGCACGCAGCGCUGCAAGCUGCGCGAGAUAUUGCUUGCGAUAAUAAAAUUUCA
Messenger RNA from Phymastichus coffea, 950 nucleotides. It is a transcript of the gene MED20, whose product is annotated as mediator of RNA polymerase II transcription subunit 20. Gene Ontology annotation, cellular component: mediator complex. Gene Ontology annotation, biological process: regulation of transcription by RNA polymerase II. NCBI's taxonomy places the organism in Eukaryota, Metazoa, Arthropoda, Insecta, Hymenoptera, Eulophidae. The coding region runs from base 127 to 747 and encodes 206 amino acids. Gene Ontology annotation, molecular function: transcription coactivator activity. The record is from RefSeq and is a predicted model, not a curated record. The transcript is spliced from 5 exons.